Molecule: messenger RNA, 1182 nt
Organism: Oikopleura dioica
Lineage: Eukaryota; Metazoa; Chordata; Appendicularia; Copelata; Oikopleuridae
Source: the annotation of a GenBank genome assembly
AUGAGUGAUCAGGAGUUCGUCCUGCUCGAUGAGAUCGGCCAGGGCGCUUUUGGAAAGGUCUACAAAAGCAGGAAGAGCUCGUCGAAGGAGAUUCUUGCAGCAAAGAUCGUGACAUGCUCGGCUCCGGAAGGCAUCGAUCUCGCGCUCGCGGAAAUGUGGGCUCUUUCAAAGCUGCCGCAUCAUCCGAAUGUCCUGCGUUUUCACGGGGCAUAUCUCGAAGCCGACGGAGAAUUCACAUAUCUCAAGCACGGCGACAAAACCAACUCUGCUUAUCGUCGUCUUAUUGAGUCUUGCCUGAAAGGAGAAAUGAUGUGUUCGGUAACGCGGGACUCGCGCUUGUGGUUCAUGACAGAGCUGUGCUCUGAUGGCGACCUCAACCGAUACAUCCUAAAGAUCCAGGAAUCCAAGACAGCUGCUGAAAAUAGUCUCAUUAAUGCCCAGAUUUGUAUACAGAUGCUUGACGGUUUAAAAUUUCUUCACCAUAAUACAGUCGUUCACAGAGACCUCAAACCGGAAAAUAUACUCGUGGAUUUGGCGGACGAGUUGCGCCCGAAGAUCAAAAUCGCAGAUUUUGGCCUUUCCACGGUGAUUACCGAGGAGAACUCGCGCUGUUCAAGCGCAUGUGGGUCCGAUUACUUCAUGGCGCCAGAAGUUUGGAACGGACCGCAGAAAGAAUACCAAGGUGAUCUGGCGGAUGUUUGGUCUGCCGGAGCAUGCUGCCUCGCGCUGACAGACAGAGUCUACUUCCGCGACUCGAAGAGUAAAAAGAAGCUGCUGGGCAUCUACUACAAAGACGAGGAAAAAGGAAAAGUAAAGAGCCUCGGAGAAACUCAGUUGGGUAGAGCAAACGUUGAUGUAGAAGAAUUCGUCGAGAGAUUCAAAAAGCCAACGAAGCCAAUCGGCUGGUACGGCAAAGAUGACAAGUUCAGGAAAAUCGUCGUCAAGGCUCUUUCUCGCGAACCCAAAGACAGACCUACAAGUAAAGAAUUCCAUCACCAGCUCGUGCUCGCUGGCAAGGCGAAGAUCAACCGCUCAAAGAGCGGCAACAUUCGCGAGAAUUCGCCGAAGCCAGUGCCCGAAUCACCGCCGCUGAAGAUUCGCCGCUUUGCUCGCGUCCGAAGACCACUGCGAGACGUCAUUCCGGUAGAAAAACACAAUAGAAGUCCUCUUCUAUCGCAUUAA